Fomitopsis serialis is the source of this 1496-nucleotide messenger RNA. RefSeq names its product Pkinase-domain-containing protein. The record is from RefSeq and is a predicted model, not a curated record. Gene Ontology annotation, cellular component: cytoplasm; Golgi apparatus. Lineage: Eukaryota; Fungi; Basidiomycota; Agaricomycetes; Polyporales; Fomitopsidaceae. The transcript has 10 exons. Gene Ontology annotation, biological process: vacuolar protein processing; protein phosphorylation; regulation of vacuole fusion, non-autophagic. Gene Ontology annotation, molecular function: protein serine/threonine kinase activity; ATP binding. Bases 140 to 1447 code for a protein of 435 amino acids.
AGGUGCUUUCCGUGUCGCAGACGCAGCCACCGCGACCAAUCCUGUUCGCACAGCUCCGUCCUCGUUCCUCUCUACAGCCCUCUUCCCUACUCGCAUUCUUCCUUUCUAUUCAACGCUCUAUCUAUCGUAUUAUCCCGCAAUGUCUGUCAUUCACCCACAACUUCACAGUACGCUCGACAGCCUCAAGUUCCAGCUCAAGGAUGCUUUCUGGGCGCUCUCGUCCUGCAUUUGCCAGCAGUCAGCGAAGGUCAAGAUUAAUGGCCGGACAUUCAAAAUCGUGAGAGUACUGGGAGAAGGCGGCUUCUCGUUCGUCUACUUAGCGGAGGAUGAGCACAGCGGGAGGCAAUUCGCCUUGAAGAAGAUUCGGUGUCCGAGUGGACGGGAAGACGUGAGGCAGGCUAUGCGAGAGGUCGAAGCAUACCGGAGAUUCAAGCACCCAAAUAUCAUUCGCAUAUUGGACUCUGCAGUCGUGGAGGACCCAAAUGGUGAUGGCCAAGUUGUCUAUCUCUUCCUUCCCCUUUACAAGCGAGGCAACCUCCAAGACGCAAUCAACGCCAACUCCAUUAACGGCACACACUUCUCUGAACAAGAAAUGCUGCGCCUCUUCAAGGGGACCUGCGAAGCCGUCCGGGCCAUGCACGACUACCGUGUCCCUGUAAAUCCUAAAGCCGGGCGCACGAAUCAGUCCCGGUCCGCCUCAAAUACUGCCGCGUCCAUACCUGGACCAAGCAACCCUAACUCUCCCCGGCAUUCGCUAGACGACGACGAGAACGCGGAGAUGUUUCCGCGCCCGGAGGGGGACGGCGAUGUCGGGUACUCAUAUCGUGGCAAUGGGAGCGUGCAUGGCUCGGAGGUCCCGCUCAUGACGAAGAACCGACCGGAUGACAAUGAGGCCAUAUUUGAUGGUGACGAGGAGCUUGCGCGCAUCCAACAGGAGGAGAACAGCCGCUCUGGGGAGACGGAGCUUGUCCCAUACGCGCAUAGGGACAUGAAACCAGGCAAUGUCAUGAUAGCGGACGAUGGUUCACCUGUCCUCAUGGACUUCGGUAGUGCCAUGAAAGCGCGGAUCAAAAUCGAAAAUCGGUCGCAAGCUUUGCUGCAGCAGGAUCUCGCGGCAGAGCAGUGUACAAUGGCAUACCGUGCUCCCGAGCUCUUCGAUGUCAAGACCGGCAUCACGCUCGACGAGAAAGUCGACAUCUGGUCGCUCGGCUGCACACUUUUCGCGCUCGCCUACUCCCACUCGCCAUUCGAGAAUAUGCAAACAACAGAGCAGGGUGGCUCGAUAGCGAUGGCAGUCAUGAACGCGCAGUACAAGCACCCACAGUCUGCCUACUCCCAGGGGCUGAAGAACCUCAUCGACAGCAUGCUGAAGGUUAGCCCCAGUGAACGGCCCGACAUCUACCAGGUGAUUGAGAUGACCGACAAGGUCCUGCAGAGUCUCAGAUAGCAGAUCUAGUAUCCCUCUCCGCUGCUGUACACACUUGCUCCUCGCUCGG